This is a messenger RNA of Salvia hispanica, 2456 nucleotides long. Its product is annotated as somatic embryogenesis receptor kinase 2-like. Gene Ontology annotation, molecular function: protein kinase activity; ATP binding. Lineage: Eukaryota; Viridiplantae; Streptophyta; Magnoliopsida; Lamiales; Lamiaceae. Gene Ontology annotation, biological process: protein phosphorylation. The record is from RefSeq and is a predicted model, not a curated record.
UCUCACUCCCUAGAGAGAGAAAGGAAAGAUAGAGAGAGAGGGACUGCUCCAGAAGUUUUUUUUUUUUUGAAUAGAAUGUUUAGAGAGCCAAUUAGUUGCAAAGGAAGAUAUACGGUAGAGAAGUAUUCCAAAUUAGUCCAGCAUCGAUUUCUCCUUUAUUGUUCUUGUUGUGUGUUGUGAUUAUUGAUCUCUAAGCAAUGUUGGGCUAAAUUAGGGAUAUUGUCAUCUGGGAUCUUUUUUUUCUGUGGAUCUGAGGCAUUAUUAUCUCGUGAGCUGGUGAAGCUGUCACAUUUAUCAUAUAAAAAUGUGUUCUUUGUUUGAGGGAAUGGUGGAAAGAGUGAGGAGGGUGUUCUUGGUGAUGCUGCUGCUGCAUCAUUUGAAGUGCAUUUAUGCUAAUAUGGAAGGUGAUGCUUUACAUAGUCUUAGAACAAACUUAGAGGAUCCUAACAAUGUGCUACAAAGCUGGGAUCCCACGCUCGUCAACCCUUGCACAUGGUUCCAUGUUACCUGCAACAACGAUAACAGUGUAAUAAGAGUUGAUCUCGGGAAUGCUGCUUUAUCCGGUCAAUUGGUUACACAGCUUGGCUUGUUGAAGAAUCUGCAGUAUCUGGAGUUGUACAGUAACAACAUAACUGGGCCGAUACCAAGCGAUCUUGGAAAUCUUACUAAUUUGGUGAGCUUGGAUCUGUACUUGAACAGUUUCACUGGUCCCAUUCCAGCCACGUUGGGCAAGCUGUCAAAAUUACGAUUCCUGCGGUUGAAUAAUAACAGCUUGACGGGUCCCAUCCCCAUGCAACUGACCAAUAUCACGUCGCUUCAAGUUCUGGAUCUAUCAAACAAUCGUCUUUCGGGGGCAGUUCCAGAUAACGGUUCCUUUUCUUUGUUUACACCCAUAAGUUUUGCAAAUAACGUUGAUCUCUGCGGCCCAGUUACCGGACGACCAUGCCCUGGAUCUCCCCCAUUCUCUCCACCCCCUCCGUUUGUUCCACCAUCCCCAAUUUCUUAUCCAGGAGGGAAUACUGCAAUGGGAGCGAUUGCUGGAGGAGUUGCUGCAGGUGCAGCUCUGCUAUUUGCUGCCCCUGCCAUUGCAUUCGCAUGGUGGCGUCGAAGAAAGCCAAAGGAGUACUUCUUUGAUGUUCCAGCUGAGGAGGAUCCCGAAGUCCACCUUGGACAGCUUAAACGAUUCUCUCUACGAGAAUUGCAAGUUGCAACCGAUAGUUUCAGCAACAAAAACAUUUUGGGAAGAGGUGGCUUUGGGAAGGUAUAUAAAGGACGACUGGCAGACGGCACGCUUGUUGCUGUCAAACGGCUUAAAGAGGAGCGAACGCCUGGUGGAGAACUCCAAUUCCAAACAGAGGUCGAGAUGAUCAGUAUGGCUGUGCACCGUAAUCUUCUUAGACUGCGUGGUUUUUGCAUGACCCCUACUGAGCGUUUGCUCGUUUAUCCUUACAUGGCUAAUGGAAGCGUCGCAUCCUGCUUAAGAGAACGGCCACCAAAUGAGCCACCGCUCGUUUGGUCCGCAAGGAAGUGCAUUGCUCUGGGAUCUGCGAGAGGAUUGUCUUACUUGCACGAUCACUGCGACCCCAAGAUUAUUCAUCGCGAUGUCAAGGCUGCGAAUAUAUUACUAGAUGAAGAGUUUGAGGCAGUUGUCGGAGAUUUUGGUCUGGCGAAACUCAUGGAUUACAAAGAUACGCACGUGACAACCGCUGUUCGUGGAACUAUAGGCCACAUAGCUCCCGAGUACCUCUCCACUGGAAAAUCCUCAGAGAAAACCGAUGUUUUUGGAUACGGCAUUAUGCUUCUUGAGCUGAUAACGGGGCAGAGGGCGUUUGAUCUCGCCCGCCUUGCAAAUGACGAUGAUGUCAUGUUGCUCGAUUGGGUGAAAGGGCUUCUUAAAGAGAAGAAAGUCGAAAUGCUGGUAGAUCCCGAUUUGCAGAAGAACUACGUGGAAGCGGAGGUGGAGCAGCUAAUACAGGUGGCUCUACUGUGCACGCAGAGUUCGCCAAUGGAGCGGCCGAAGAUGUCGGAUGUGGUGAGAAUGCUGGAAGGCGACGGGCUGGCGGAGAAGUGGGACGAGUGGCAGAAGGUGGAAGUGCUCCGGCAGGAGCUGGACCUUGCGCCUCCUCACUCGACCUCCGAUUGGAUCCUCGAUUCGACCGAGAAUUUGCACGCUGUUGAGCUAUCAGGUCCAAGAUGACCAUCAUCCAAACAAACUGCUAUCAGGCUUGUUUUUUUGUACUAUAAUUUUAUUAGGAAAUAUUGAAAAAGAAAAGAAAAAAGAGUCAACAGAUUAGGAGUUGUGGUGAGAGCAUAUUGUGAACUGUAUUCUUUGUAUUUGUGCAUAGCACUAUGUAGUGCCCAACUAUCUGAUCUUGGUGUUUCACAAAUUUUUUUGACAUUGCAUUUUACAUUGUGCUAAAACUCUUUCCACUACAGUUAACUUUCUAAUUUUGAAA